CUUCGGGCAGUUGUUCGUGCAUUCAUCAAAGACAACAACCGGGUAUUUCCUUUCGUCAACACUGAACACAGCCAAGGAGCUUGCUAGCUCUAGACUCGCCGACUCCCCACUCGAUGCGAAUCAAUAUGUGGUCCCGCUUUUCGAGCAAUUCUUAGGAAACCUACAUUACGAUCCCGGCGAUUUCCUUGACUGAACGGGUCUAUUCGUAUAUUACACUACCUGAUCACUCUCAUCAAAAUGGAUGUGGUGCAAGCAUCGACGGGUUACGUCACCAAGAUGGUGUCGGCCGGCGAGAGCGCAACGGGGGCGCCGUCGGCCAAAAUGAAGAUCUUGCUGCUGGACAGGGAGACGUUACCUUUUAUCUCGACGGCCGUUACUCAGUCCGCGUUACUCAACCACGAGGUUUAUCUCAUGGACCGCCUCGAUAAUCCCACCCGCGAGAAGAUGCGUCAUCUUCGUUGUCUAUGCUUCGUGAGGCCACACCCCGACUCUAUCGGUCUACUUAUCGAUGAACUGCGAGAACCCAAGUACGGGGAAUACCAUCUGUUCUUUAGCAAUGUCGUCAAAAAGUCAACCCUGGAGCGUCUAGCCGAAGCGGACGACCACGAGGUGGUCAAGUUGAUUCAGGAGUACUUCCUCGACUAUUCCGUCAUCAACCCGGAUUUGUUCUCGCUCAAUAUGUCUUUGCCUAUGCAUCGGCUGUGGAGUGGCAACCCAGACACGUGGAACACGGAUUCCCUCCAACGAGCUACCGACGGCGUCAUCGCCGUCCUCCUCAGCCUCAAGAAGAAACCCCUGAUUAGGUACCAGAAAACCAGCCCCCUCGCGAAGAAACUCGCUUCCGAAGUCCGGUAUUACAUCAACCAGGAAGACCAACUAUUCGAUUUUCGCAAAGUCGAUACACCCCCUGUUCUUUUGGUCCUUGACCGGAGAGACGACCCUAUCACGCCCCUGCUCAUGCAGUGGACAUACCAGGCUAUGGUUCACCAGCUACUCGGGAUCAACAACGGCCGGGUCGACCUCAGUGACGUUCCGGAGAUCCGGCCAGAGCUCAAGGAGAUUGUCCUCUCACAGGACCAAGACCCAUUCUUCAAGAAGAACAUGUAUCUCAACUUUGGCGAUCUAGGGAGCAACAUCAAGGACUAUGUCGAGCAAUACCAACACAAAACCAAAAACAAUGCCGACAUCGAAUCAAUAGCCGAUAUGAAGCGCUUCAUUGAGGAGUACCCCGAGUUCAGAAAACUCUCGGGGAAUGUCACCAAACACGUCACACUCGUCUCCGAGCUCAGCAGGCGAGUCGGCACAGACAACCUCUUGGAAGUCAGCGAGCUUGAGCAGAGCGUAGCUUGCAACGACAACCACGCAGCCGACCUCAGGAACAUCCAAAACCAAAUCCAGAUCCCCUCCGUCACGCCCGAAAGCAAAGUCGCCCUCGUCGCCCUCUACGCCCUGCGCUACGCGAAGCACCCCUCCAACGCGCUGCCCAUGCUGGUCGACCUGCUCACCGCCGCGGGCGGCGUCCCGGCCCGCAAGGCCGCCCUGGUCACCCACCUGCUCACCUACCACCACUCGCUGCAGCAGUCGGCCGCGUCCGGGUCGGGCAUCACCGACCUGUUCGAGUCGGCCGGCCUCUUCAGCGGCGCCGGCUCGCGCUUCAAGGGCCUCAAGGGCGUCGAGAACGUCUAUACCCAGCACUCCCCCCUGCUCGAGAUGACGCUGCAGCAGCUCGUCAAGGGCAAGCUGCGCGAGUCGCAGUUCCCGUUUGUUGAGGGUGGUGGGGCGACGAGGGAUAAGCCGCAGGAUGUGGUGGUGUUUAUUGUGGGCGGGGCGACGUAUGAGGAGGCUAAGAUGGUGGCGGGGAUCAAUGCGUCGACUCCGGGCGUUAGGGUGGUGUUGGGCGGCACGACGGUGCAUAAUACGGCGACGUUUUUGGAGGAGGUGGAGGAUGCCGUGGGGGGUUGGCCUGAGGUUGGGGCGGGGAGGAGGCGUUGAGGG
Chaetomium fimeti is the source of this 1995-nucleotide messenger RNA. Its product is annotated as Sec1-like protein. The transcript is spliced from 2 exons. Gene Ontology annotation, biological process: intracellular protein transport; vesicle-mediated transport. Lineage: Eukaryota; Fungi; Ascomycota; Sordariomycetes; Sordariales; Chaetomiaceae. The record is from RefSeq and is a predicted model, not a curated record. Gene Ontology annotation, cellular component: Golgi membrane. Bases 238 to 1992 code for a protein of 584 amino acids.